Molecule: messenger RNA, 1077 nt
Organism: Lentinula edodes (shiitake mushroom)
Lineage: Eukaryota; Fungi; Basidiomycota; Agaricomycetes; Agaricales; Omphalotaceae
Exons: 10
Coding region: 113-904 (263 amino acids)
Cellular component (GO): ribonucleoprotein complex; nucleus; cytoplasm
Molecular function (GO): mRNA binding
Source: RefSeq, a predicted model, not a curated record
GGUAGCGUUAAAAUAAAUAUUCAAUUUGUCAUUGGACACCGGAAUUUCAUACUCCGACUGUUGAUCAACUCAGCCAAACACCAGUUUGACCUUUUUCACCCACUCCACCAACAUGACCAGACGUCUCUACGUUGGCAGACUUCCUACUGAGGCUCGUUCAGAGGAUGUUUCCAAAUUAUUUGAAGGUUAUGGUCGCAUCGUUGACUGCCGUGUUAUGACAGGCUUCGGUUUCGUGGAAUUCGAAAGCAGCAAGGAUGCUGAGGAUGCUGUGCAACAAUUUAAUGGCAAAGCUUUUAUGGGAGCCAAUAUCGUCGUCGAGUUUGCUAAAGAAAGUCGUCCUCGAAGAGAACCCUAUGAGGAACGUCAUGGAGCUGCUUCCCGUGCACGUCGUCCUCCCGGUAUACGAAUCAUAGUCUCUGGUAUCUCUCGUGACACUAGCUGGCAGGACUUGAAAGAUUUCGGUCGGGAUGCGGGGAAUGUUUCCUUUGCCGACAUUGACCGCGACGUUCCAGGACAAGGAAUUCUUGAGUUCUUGUCUAGGGAGGAUGCCGAUCGUGCUGUCAAGGAAUUGGACGGCAAGGAUCUGCGUGGACGUGCUGUUCGAGUUGACUUGGACGAAUCUCGCUCUGGACCUGACAAUUACAGACGGGAUGAUAGAAGAGAUGAUCGCUACAGAGAAGAUCGUUACAGGGACGACCGCUAUAGAGACGACCGUUACCGUGAAGACAGGUACCGCCGUGACCGCUCGCGGUCCCCGCCAAGGCGGGACUCUGAUGAUCGUCGUAAAAAAGACGAUGAGCGGAAGCCUUCAGGGGAUGAACCUGAACGACGAAGGGAACGGCGCGAAGACAAGGAGGAACGCUACGACGACCGGUCGUCGAGGCACAACGGAGAUUUUCGAUGAAACUUUUUAGGUUGUCGUCAAAGUCGGACGUUCCAAACGGUCAAUCGUCUUCUCAACUUUUCAGUCUCUAUUAUUGUCCGCUAUAGCUGUGGUAUUGUUAUACAAAACCCGCCCUCGAAAUUAUGCUCUCAUUUCUGUGACCAUGUGUGGUCAGCGUUGGCUUCUUCAAAACC